AUGAAAGCAGACUUAGUACAGAGAUUAGUUCAUUUAUCGAUUGAUGCGAGUAGAAGGGUAGAAGCAGAACAUUUAGCCCAGGAAUUAGCUGGAGAGAGUGAAGAAAUCAGAGAACUCUUACAUAUAGUUGAAAUAGAUAGUGGAUCUAAAGGAAGUUUAGCAGCUAUCUUUUUGAAAGUAUCACUUGGCCGUUGUUCACAAAUAGAUCGAGAUUUAGCAGUUGAAGUAGUUACUAGAAUUAUUGGUGUAUCAAUGCGAUGUACACGUAGUACUCAUUUAGUUCUCUGUGAUUCAGUACGACUGAUUAGUCGGGCUUUACAAAGUGCUGAUUUAGCCCUAGCCGUAUCUGGGAUUGAAGAGGGUAGUUAUACUGAACAGACAGUUAGAUUACUAGAGAUUAUUAAUGCAUAUUUUGUACGCUAUCAAACAGAAGGUCGUAGUGAUAAUCUUUAUUUAGAUAUUCUAGCUAGUGUUAAUCAACUGGGUAGUAUUUUAGUCCGUAUAUCAGUUGAUCUGUACCAGCAUAAGAAUGCAUGCAAAGGAUUGUACAGUGCACUUUUUGAAAUGUUCUAUUCUUUGAUUUGCCAGGACUUACCUGAUUAUCUGGAAAAUGAGAUGAGUGUGUUUUUGAUGAGUUGUAUGGAGUGUUGUGAUAAAGAGGAUGAACAGGAGGCUUUGCUGCAGAUAAAGGUACUUAGUGUUAUUUUAGAACGGUACAUGGAUGCCGUAGAAGAUCCUGGUGUUUUUGUUGGGCAUACGUUUGAACUCCUGCAAGACUUAGAGUCACAGGCGGAAGAGGAUAGAACGGCAGUAGUGCUUAAGUACAUUACUGAAGUUUUAAGAUCACCAGAUAUAGAAGGAUCUAUUACAGCUGAUGGAGGAGUAGAACAAUUAGCUCGAACUUUAAUGGGCGUACUAGGAGUCUUUGAAGAUGCCGAGGAAGAGAUUGAGUGUAUUCGAGCUGUAUUCAAUUCUGAUCUUAAUUUACAAAGAGAAAUCUUAUCUGAUUUAUUGAAAGAUAUUGUUGAAAAACAUCCUGAGCUCUUACAAGUAGCCUUAAGUAAUCAUGCCGAGUAUAAGCGAGUAAGUGUUUGGUAUUUGUUAUUGUAUAUUGCCCGAUCAAGAACUAGAGUCUCUUUAGAUGUAAUUGCCGCGGGUGUAGAAGAGGCCAAAGCUUAUUUAGGGCAACUACCCGGUCUAACUAAGGAAGAGGAUGAAAACCAGUUGAUUAGUGCGGCUGGACUAGUAGCAGUCAGUAUUAUUCAUGGUAAGUAUCCGCAUGGUCAUGAUAUGGCUUUGGUUAAUGAACAGUUGCUUGAAUCGGUCUUAAAAGGUAUUGUGUGCUAUAAAGAUAGGCCGCGCUUAGUCUUAGUCCUGGCUAAACUGGCUGAAACUCUUUGUACUUCCUUAGAAACACGUAGUCUGAGUGUACUUCCAAGUAGUAGAGCGGCAGCUAACGUACUGGUGGAACGGAUUGUGCAAAUUCCGCCUAAUGAGUUCUUAGCUCCGGCUUUAUUUGAAAUACUACGAGUAGCCCAAGUUCCUUUAAGUGCAUACUUAAGUGUAUGUAGUGAACGUUUACUUCUUACUAUGGAAACAAGUGGUAACUUAGCUGAAGCGAAAGGGCUUUGGGACGUUCUUUCACUUAGUGUCUUAGAUAAUCAGAAGGAAGGGCGGCAGGUGGCUUUAAAUACAGCUCGGGAGUGUUUAGAGAAAGAUGUAGCUGACUGGUACGUAUUUGCUAUUCAACUUAUUGCAUUAUGUGCUCUAGCGGGUGGUGAUGAGACUGCAGUUGGAUUAGUAGCUAAUUUUGCCGAAUCUGGAUCUCUUUGGGCAGUUCCUGAGUUAUUUGAAUCCCUUUGUUUCUGUGUAGUGGCUUUGGCUUCGCAAUCAACUGAGCCUAAGUAUUUAGAACUAGUUCAGCAUAUUUUUGAUUUCUUAUCUAGUAAUAAUGAUAAGAAUGCUUUUGUUUUAGCACGCUAUCUACCCAUUACUUACUUGGUGCAUCUUCUGGCUAAAACCGAGGAAAGAGGAGCUGAUUUGAGUCCUCCACAGUACUUAGCAGUUUUAAGAGCGUUUACGCAAGUCCCAGAGAAAUCUAAGCAAGUAGCUGAUGCUUUAACAGCUCUCUUACGCCAACCCAUUAUUCUAGAACCAGAUACGGCCUUUUUUAUUGAUAAGUUAUCUCUUAUUCAAAAUGAACCAUUUGCUGCUUCUCAGCAACAACAAAUCAUCCAUAUUAUUCAACGUCUUAAAACCCGUCCCCAUCAGGCCACACCCGGCCAUCGAGUUCUUUCAAUCAUCAACCCACUCUUUGAACUCCAUAAGAACAGUAAGUAA
Nematocida homosporus is the source of this 2340-nucleotide messenger RNA. RefSeq lists its product as uncharacterized. The transcript has a single exon. The record is from RefSeq and is a predicted model, not a curated record. Gene Ontology annotation, biological process: intracellular protein transport. Bases 1 to 2340 code for a protein of 779 amino acids. NCBI's taxonomy places the organism in Eukaryota, Fungi, Microsporidia.